AUGGCAUCUGAAAAUUCAUCCUUAGAGAGCAAUGGUAGUAAUGAAUCAAUAUCAAAUAGUUAUGUGAACAAUGAACGUCACAACGCCAGUCAGAUUCAGAGCAUACCCCACCAGAUAGACUAUGAGGUGCUCACUGCGAACCAGUGCUAUGAGAAACAGAACUACUCCGUGAAGGGCCAUGGGCACAGCAUGAGCGGCAACUAUGAGCCGCUGCAGUAUGACGUCAUCAACAAGCAGACCAACGAGAGCCUUAAGCAGCAAUGCGAGAAGGCUUUGCAUGACUUGAAUCAGCUGAGGAGGCAGCACACUGAGACCUCUCGUAGAUGUGAGCAUGUUAUGAAGGAGCUGGAAUAUUUCCGUGGCCAGCACAGGGCAGCCAUGAACCAGUUGGAGGUGUCUGCCCAAGAGGCGAGUAGCCUUCGCGGCAAGUACGGCGAUCUGUUAAACGAUAACCAACGAUUAGAGCGCGAGGUACAACGCCUACAGCAGAGCAGCAACCCUGAGGGAAGCUCUGAUGCUUUGGUUCACACUUUAAGAAAGUAUGAGUCACUCAAAGAGGAGUUUGACUGUUUCCAGAAGCGAUAUGAUGACCUCAUAGAGAAUCAUAAUGCAACAUUGGAAAAGUUGCGAAGUGUUCAAGAUGAGAACAGCCGCUUGAAAACACAAUGCCAUGAAUUGACACAGGAGAGGAAUGCUGUUAUUCGCGAGCGGAACGCACUGAAACAGCAAGUGGCGAGUGUGGUGCGCCAAUGGGAGGGGGGAGUGAGGGAGAGGGCAGACAUCAAACGGUUAACGGACGAGCGAAACGCCGCUAUGGCCGAGUACACCCUGAUCAUGAGUGAGAGGGCGUGUUUCAGGGACACCGUGCACAAGGAGAUGGAGAAGCUGUCGGACGACCUGCAGGCGGCGCUCAAGCGGGUGGCCGCGCUCGAGGCGGCGCUGCAGGCGUCGCGCGACGAGCAGAGGGCCACCGCGCUGCAGGUGCCCGACUCGGACUCCGCACGAGUUCCAACUUCAAAGUCAGACUCACAGUUCCCUCGCUCGACGCUAGCCGAGCUGCAGGUGCCCGACUCGGACUCCGCACGAGUUCCAACUUCAAAGUCAGACUCACAGUUCCCUCGCUCGACGCUAGCCGAGCUGCAGGUGCCCCGACUCGGACUCCGCACGAGUUCCAACUUCAAAGUCAGACUCACAGUUCCCUCGCUCGACGCUAGCCGAGCUGCAGGUGCCCCGACUCGGACUCCGCACGAGUUCCAACUUCAAAACUCACAGUUCCCUCGCUCGACGCUAGCCGAGCUGCAGGUGCCCGACUCGGACUCCGCACGAGUUCCUCCAACUUCAAAGUCAGACUCACAGUUCCCUCGCUCGACGCUAGCCGAGCUGCAGGUGCCCCGACUCGGACUCCGCACGAGUUCCAACUUCAAAGUCAGACUCACAGUUCCCUCGCUCGACGCUAGCCGAGCUGCAGGUGCCCCGACUCGGACUCCGCACGAGUUCCAACUUCAAAACUCACAGUUCCCUCGCUCGACGCUAGCCGAGCUGCAGGUGCCCGACUCGGACUCCGCACGAGUUCCAACUUCAAAGUCAGACUCACAGUUCCCUCGCUCGACGCUAGCCGAGCUGCAGGUGCCCCGACUCGGACUCCGCACGAGUUCCAACUUCAAAGUCAGACUCACAGUUCCCUCGCUCGACGCUAGCCGAGCUGCAGGUGCCCCGACUCGGACUCCGCACGAGUUCCAACUUCAAAACUCACAGUUCCCUCGCUCGACGCUAGCCGAGCUGCAGGUGCCCCGACUCGGACUCCGCACGAGUUCCAACUUCAAAGUCAGACUCACAGUUCCCUCGCUCGACGCUAGCCGAGCUGCAGGUGCCCCGACUCGGACUCCGCACGAGUUCCAACUUCAAAACUCACAGUUCCCUCGCUCGACGCUAGCCGAGCUGCAGGUGCCCCGACUCGGACUCCGCACGAGUUCCAACUUCAAAGUCAGACUCACAGUUCCCUCGCUCGACGCUAGCCGAGCUGCAGGUGCCCCGACUCGGACUCCGCACGAGUUCCAACUUCAAAACUCACAGUUCCCUUGCUCGACGCUAGCCGAGCUGCAGGUGCCCCGACUCGGACUCCGCACGAGUUCCAACUUCAAAGUCAGACUCACAGUUCCCUUGCUCGACGCUAGCCGAGCUGCAGGUGCCCCGACUCGGACUCCGCACGAGUUCCAACUUCAAAACUCACAGUUCCCUCGCUCGACGCUAGCCGAGCUGCAGGUGCCCCGACUCGGACUCCGCACGAGUUCCAACUUCAAAGUCAGACUCACAGCUCCCUCGCUCGACGCUAGCCGAGCUGCAGGUGCCCCGACUCGGACUCCGCACGAGUUCCAACUUCAAAACUCACAGUUCCCUCGCUCGACGCUAGCCGAGCUGCAGGUGCCCCGACUCGGACUCCGCACGAGUUCCAACUUCAAAGUCAGACUCACAGUUCCCUCGCUCGACGCUAGCCGAGCUGCAGGUGCCCCGACUCGGACUCCGCACGAGUUCCAACUUCAAAACUCACAGUUCCCUCGCUCGACGCUAGCCGAGCUGCAGGUGCCCCGACUCGGACUCCGCACGAGUUCCAACUUCAAAGUCAGACUCACAGUUCCCUCGCUCGACGCUAGCCGAGCUGCAGGUGCCCCGACUCGGACUCCGCACGAGUUCCAACUUCAAAACUCACAGUUCCCUUGCUCGACGCUAGCCGAGCUGCAGGUGCCCCGACUCGGACUCCGCACGAGUUCCAACUUCAAAGUCAGACUCACAGUUCCCUCGCUCGACGCUAGCCGAGCUGCAGGUGCCCCGACUCGGACUCCGCACGAGUUCCAACUUCAAAGUCAGACUCACAGUUCCCUCGCUCGACGC
This is a messenger RNA of Iphiclides podalirius (scarce swallowtail), 2889 nucleotides long. Lineage: Eukaryota; Metazoa; Arthropoda; Insecta; Lepidoptera; Papilionidae. The record is from the annotation of a GenBank genome assembly.